AUGAUGACUAAAAAAACAAAUUUUGUUUUCAACAUUAUUCUUCUUUUACUAUCAUGUCAUGACUUAAACUUAGCUAAUGCUGCAGGUGGCAAAUGGGACUUACUUAUGUCCAACAUUGGCAUUUCCGCUAUGCACAUGCAACUCCUCAACAACGAUAGAGUCAUUAUAUAUGAUCGUACUGAUUUUGGUGCAUCUAAUAUUUCCUUGCCUAAUGGCAAAUGUCGUAACAAUCCUAAAGACCUUGUAUUAAAAAUCGAUUGUACUGCCCACUCUGUAGAAUAUGACGUGUCUACUAAUUCAAUACGACCUCUCAUGGUCCAGACCGAUGUGUGGUGCUCCUCGGGCUCUGCCACCUCUGACGGUACGUUGGUUCAAACCGGUGGAUUCAACGAUGGAAGAAAUAUGGUGAGAACGUUCAAACCGUGUAGCACUUGUGACUGGCAAGAAAUUGGAAAUGGAUUAAUUCAAAGUCGAUGGUAUUCCACCAAUCAUAUUCUUCCUGACGGAAGCCAAAUUAUAAUAGGAGGCCGUGAUACUUUUAAUUACGAGUUUUUUCCUAAAACUGCGUCAACAAACAAAGUAUUUAAUCUACCGUUUAUUCAACAAACUAAUGUUCCUAAAGAGGAAAACAAUCUCUACCCAUUUGUUUUUCUCAACGUGGACGGAAAUUUAUUCAUUUUCGCAAACAAUCGAGCUAUAUUACUCGAUUACACAACAAAUACGAUAGUGAAAACGUAUCCACAAAUACCUGGUGGCGAUCCAAGAAAUUAUCCAAGUACGGGUUCUGCAGUUCUUCUUCCUUUAAAGGCACAAACAAUUCAAGCUGAGGUUUUGGUAUGUGGUGGAGCCCCAAUUGGCUCAUAUCUCAAAGCGGCAAGAGCUAAUACUUUUGUAGGUGCGUUAAAUACUUGUGGGCGGAUUACAAUUACAGACCCGAAUCCACAAUGGAACAUGGAGACAAUGCCACUAGCUCGAACAAUGGGUGAUAUGGUAAUUUUACCAAAUGGAAAUGUCUUGAUUGUAAAUGGAGCCGCGGCGGGUACGGCUGGAUGGGGAAUUGCUAGGAACCCGGUUUUGAGUCCGGUAAUUUACCGACCCGAUAACCCGUCUGGUUCUAGAUUCGAGAUACAAAAUCCGAAUGCAAUACCUAGAAUGUAUCACUCAACAGCAGUUUUACUCCGUGAUGGACGAGUUCUUGUUGGUGGUAGUAAUCCAAAUGAGCUUUACAAUUUCACUAGAGUUCUUUUUCCAACGGAUUUAAGUUUAGAGGCAUUCUCACCAUCCUACUUGGAUUCAAACUCUGCUAAUUUGCGACCACAAAUCAUUUUUCCGGGUUCUCAUAAAAAGAUCAAGUAUGGACAACGUCUUAAUAUUCGUUUUACUCUUUCUGGAUCACUCGUCAACACAAAUUUGAUCAAGGUGACGAUGGUUGCACCCGGAUUUAACACACAUUCGAAUACUAUGAAUCAAAGAAUGCUUAUUCUUUCGAAUGAAAAGGUAAAAAGGACCGGAAUACUCACUUAUCAAGUCAGUUCAAUUUUCCCUAAUUCAGGUAAAUUAGCACCACCAGGUUAUUAUUUGUUAUUUGUGGUUAAUCAAGAUAUACCAAGUGAAGGAAUUUGGAUCAAGAUUCAAUAACCACAUUGGUUAUAUUUGUG
Molecule: messenger RNA, 1658 nt
Organism: Solanum pennellii
Lineage: Eukaryota; Viridiplantae; Streptophyta; Magnoliopsida; Solanales; Solanaceae
Product: aldehyde oxidase GLOX1-like
Exons: 1
Coding region: 1-1638 (545 amino acids)
Source: RefSeq, a predicted model, not a curated record